UGUGAAGCUGAUUGUGUAAACUUGUGUUUUGUGUUGUGCGUGAUUAUUUUAGGUGUAAUUCCAGUUAUUAGUGGAUUUCGAAACUAAAAAUAAAUUUGAUCUAAAAUGGGAAAGGAUUAUUAUAACAUAUUAGGACUGGCAAAAGGUGCCUCAGACGAUGAGAUCAAAAAGGCGUAUCGUAAGCUAGCUCUGAAAUACCAUCCUGACAAGAACAAAACGGCCGGAGCAGAAGAAAGGUUCAAGGAAGUUGCCGAAGCUUAUGAAGUCUUAUCAGAUAAGAAGAAGCGGGAGAUUUAUGACGCAUAUGGAGAGGAUGGAUUGAAGGGCGGAAAUGGAACUACUGGGCCAGGAGGUGGCCAGAACUUCUCCUACACCUUCCACGGAGAUCCAAAAGCGACUUUCGCUCAAUUCUUUGGCUCGGCAAGUCCAUUCCAAGCAUUCUUUGAUCUCAAUGGAGGUGGUGGUAACACAAUGUUCUUCGAUCGAGAAAUGGAUGUUGACUUGGAUCCAUUCGCUAGCAUGGGUAUGGGAACGACGCGACAGGGCGGACCAGGGGGCGCUUUCAGGAGUCACAGUUUUAACUUCCAUGGUUCACCUAACAGGAAAGAGAAAUCCCAGGAUCCACCAAUUGAACAUGACCUCUAUGUAUCACUUGAAGACAUAGCCAAGGGUUGUGUUAAAAAGAUGAAGAUAUCUCGACGUGUCAUUCAGCCUGAUGGUACAUCUAAGAAAGAGGACAAAGUUCUGACAAUUCAUGUGAAGCCUGGCUGGAAAGCUGGCACAAAGAUAACUUUCCAGAAAGAAGGGGACCAGGGUCGAAACAAAAUACCUGCUGACAUAGUGUUCAUUAUCAGAGACAAACCAAACCCAUUAUUUAAGAGGGAGGGCAGUGAUAUUAGAUAUACAGCCAAAAUCUCACUAAAACAGGCUCUCUGUGGUACAGUACUAACAAUCCCAACCAUGUCUGGAGAAAAGAUAACAGUAAAUCUUCAAGGAGAGAUAGUGAAGCCAUACACUGUGAAGCGAUUCCCUGGUUACGGACUACCAUUCCCAAAAGAACCAACAAGGAAAGGAGAUCUGUUAGUGGCAUUUGACAUUAAGUUCCCUGAUAAAUUAAGCUCGGGUGCAAAAGAAGUAUUAACGGAUGUUUUACCAAAUUAAUAGUAGCAAAUCUCAUUAGGCACUUGUGAUCUUUUUACUUGAAAUUAACAGACAGUGUCUGUUUAGCUCAAUUCUGUAAGUUUCAAUUGAACAUGUUGAUUCUGUAAGUUUCAAUUUACCAUGGACACACAGAAUUGGACUUUGUUAGCUAAUGUUCCUUCAUGACUAGCAGCAUGGGUUCUGCAUUUGAGAUGAUUAUGUCUGAUUGAUUGAAGAAAAACAUGCAGUCAUAGAUAAUUAGUGUGGUUGUAAUUAGAAUCUAUUUAGAGAAGUUUGUUUGUGAAUUAACUUGUUUGCUGUUUAUGAGAUGCUUUUGCGUUUUAGUAAGAGCAUCUGGAAUGAUUGUUUAUUUAAUUAAGAAGUUGUAAAUAUUAUUGUAAAUUAAAUAUUGUCACUAGCAGUAAUUGUAUUGAAAGGCUUUUGAAAUACAGUUUUGUAAAUGCAAAAUUAAAUUUCGAAGACUGAAUAUGUAGAGUAAUGAUGUUAAUAAUUGAUUAAAAAAGUGUACACAUACCUAA
Messenger RNA from Leptidea sinapis, 1679 nucleotides. RefSeq names its product dnaJ protein homolog 1 (gene DnaJ-5). Gene Ontology annotation, cellular component: cytosol. Gene Ontology annotation, biological process: negative regulation of transcription by RNA polymerase II. Lineage: Eukaryota; Metazoa; Arthropoda; Insecta; Lepidoptera; Pieridae. Gene Ontology annotation, molecular function: protein-folding chaperone binding. Bases 106 to 1161 code for a protein of 351 amino acids. The transcript has 3 exons. The record is from RefSeq and is a predicted model, not a curated record.